GCCAGCCAGGUCGAGCCGAGCCGAGUCGCAGGCCAGUCCUAGAGUGCCUGAGCUUCGCAUAGCUUCGCAUGGCUGGCUAGUCCACGCGCCACGCCGCGCUACGCCGUCUCGAGCGUCUCGAGCCAGCUCAGCUCGCACGACCCAGAGCUCGCCGACGUCGUCGACCCGGGUCCAGGACGCCGCCGGCGAGUGCGUGAAUGAGUGCGCCGGCCUGAGGGCACCUGAAGGCCUGCCCACCGCAGGGCACGAGGACCGCACCCAGUUUGUUUGUGUUGUGCUCCGGCUUCGGCGCGGCGUCGGCAUCGCGGAGCAGUGCGCGGACUUGGUCCCCUGGACUUCCCUAUAAAGCGGUGGAGAGCUAGCGCGUGGCCAUGACGCACGCGCCCGCUGCCCGGAAGAAGCCCGGCGCCGAGGAUGACGAGUCCGAGACCGACAGCACCGCGGUGCCUCCUCCGGACGGCGGCUGGGGCUGGUUCGUGGUGUGGGCCUCCUUCAUGAUCCACAUCGUCACCGAUGGAGUGACCUACUCGUUCGGCCAGCUGCUGCCCCCGCUGGCCAACUACUUCGACGUCGGGCUGGGGGCCACCUCCCUCAUCAUGUCCAUCUUGGUCGGCGUCACCCUUUGCUCCGGGCCCAUCGCCUCCGCCUUCGUCAACAAGUGGGGCUGCCGCACCGUCACCAUCGCCGGCGCCCUCCUGUCUGGCGUGUGCCUGGCGGUCAGCUUCUUCGCCACCAACGUGGCCACGCUGUGCGUCACGAUCGGCCUGGGCGCUGGUUUCGGCUUCGGUCUCAUCUACCUGCCGGCCAUCGUGUCGGUGACGUGCUACUUCGAGAAGUACCGGUCGCUGGCCACGGGCAUCGCGGUGGCGGGCUCGGGGCUGGGCACGUUCAUCUUCGCGCCCUUCAUCGGCUACCUGCUGCGCGAGUACGGCGGGUGGCGCGGCGCCAUGCUCAUCCUGGCGGGGCUGGUCUUCAACACGGCCAUCAUGGGCGCGCUGUUCCGGCCGCUGGAGAAGCCGCGCAAGCGGCGCGACACCGAGCUCCAGGAACUGCACAAGGACAAGGCGGAGCUCAAGAUGCUGCUCAACGGGGACGUCGCCAAGGAGAACCAGUCCUCCAACCAGCUGAUGCCGCCGGCGCAGACGGUGAUGCGGUCCGCGCACAACAUCUCUACGGCCGGGCAGGACCAGAGCGGCGACCACAACACGGUGCCCAGGAACAUGAAGGUGCUCAGCCUCAACCUCAGCGCCACGCCCCACCAGAUCCUCACCGCGGGGCAGAACCACCACAACCAUCAUAACCACAACCACAACCACCACCACAACCAUUCGUGGCGCCACAAGAGCGACAUCGCCCGCCUCGCACUGUCGCAGCCCACGCUGCAGACCACGACGGGCUCCGUGCAACACCUGGCCGGCUCCGGCGUCAUGUACCGCAAGGACGUCUUCUACCGCGGCUCCCUCGUCAACAUCCCGCACUACAGCCCCCGUAGCGAGCGCGGCGGUAGCCCUACAGCCUCCGAAGCGUCCACACUGCGAAUAUCGUCGCUGGCAGUCAAGUCGCCGUUGUCGUCGCGGUCCCGGUCCCGGCCGCUGAGCGCGCCGCAGUCGCCGGAGUGGCGGUACUCGCUGGGCUCGCGGCCCCGCAGCCUGCACGCCCUGCACAGCCUGCGCGGCCUGCACGGCUCGGCCAACAUGGCCUUUGCCGACGUUGGCUACCUCAAGGAUGGCGCUGAGGUUGAGGGCGAGGAGGAGGCCGUCGCCGCCGCCGCCGUCAGGGCGGUCGAGACGUCCGCCAGCAAACUAUCUCGGCACACCAGCGCUGAGGGGCUGGGCCUGUCCAAGUGCCCCUCCGAGAUGGAGAGCCCGGACUCCGAGGCCCAGCUCACCGUGUGCGGGUGCAUUCCCUGCUCGCCCGAGACCAAGGACACCCUGACCGAGAUGUUGGACAUGUCGCUGUUCAAGGAUGUCAUCUUUAUCCUUUUCACAGUCAGCAACUUCCUUACGUCCAUUGGUUUCUACAUGCCCUAUGCUUAUUUAGGGGCCUACGCUGAAGAGACUCUCAAACUUUCCUCCUGGGAAGCAAGUCAGCUGGUGGCCAUUAUAGGUAUUGCAAACACAAUAGGCCGCUUGGUUCUUGGCUACAUCUCUGACAAGCCAUGGGUGAACAGGCUGCUCAUUUACAAUCUCGCACUCACCAUUGCAGGCGUGGCCACGUGUCUUGUGGUAGUCUGUGAGGACUUUUGGACACUCGCUGUAUAUGCAGCAGUAUUUGGAUUCACCAUUGGUGCCUAUGUGGGCCUUACAUCUGUAAUCUUAGUCGACCUGCUUGGUCUUGACAGACUGACUAACGCUUUUGGUCUUCUGUUGCUGUUCCAAGGACUCGCUUCCUUCGCUGGCCCACCAAUUGGAGGAAAACUAAAGGACGACACUAAUUCUUAUAAGCCCAGUUUUUGGGUGGCUGGAGUAGCAAUGGCACUGAGUGGGUUGAUGCUCUUCGUUGUGCCGCCAAUCCAGAGGAUGCAGGCAGAAAAGAGGAGAAAGGCUCAAAUUGUUUCAUCACCAACCAAUGGAAAUAGCAGGCCUCAAGCAGUUUGAAGAACCUGGGCCACUGUGUAUAAACUUUUUAUAUAAAUUCGUCUCUUGAUUCUGUGCUGCUUUGUUUCCGAACAGACUUCCACUUUUCAAGAAUCAAUUUGUUUUUGUGGCUCUGUGACCAAACAGUUGAUUUGUUACUAUUCUGUUACCUACUGGUUCUAUCCAAUAUUAUGGAUGUUAAGGAUGUAUUGUCAACAGUAAAUUUUAAAUACUGACCAGACUUAGUCACAGGACCAACUUUGUGUUUCAAAAUUCAGUGACCGUGCACAAAGCGCGUUUUAAUUGUAUGUACCUUGCUGAACCAUCCCUCUGCAUAAAAGUGCGCCUCAAAGCACGGUGUGCUAUGUUCCUACCUCGAUCAUGGUAGACUAUUGUGAUCCUUAGGUUUAUCAGGGUAAACAUUUCUACCGCUUGCUGUAAGAAUUAGGAGUAGUGUUAAUGCCAUUCUGUGGGUGCUCUCAAUAGAUUUUAAGUCAAAUUGUGUGAGUACCUUCAGUUAAAACGGAAGGUACUUUGAGCAGACACUCAUAACUGUUUGAUUGAAAGGGAUAUCUAGUCAUCCAUUCACAACCAGCCGACUUACAGAUGCAUUUUAAUUUAUUUUAACUGUUUUUAUCUUCCUGGACUGUAGCUUAUAUUUGAGUAAUGUGAUCAUUUGCAGCAUUUUUUUCUAUAGGAUGCAUUUUGCGGUAUAUUGUGGAUUGAUGAUUGACUGUAAUUAAUGCUGAGGAAUCUUCUCUCUGUGAUACAUAUGUACUACAUUCUUCUAUACUCUUUUGAUAUCUUUUUCUUAAUAAAUGUGUGUUUCACCUGUCUCAUAAAUUUA
Thrips palmi is the source of this 3423-nucleotide messenger RNA. It is a transcript of the gene Mct1, whose product is annotated as monocarboxylate transporter 12. Bases 372 to 2597 code for a protein of 741 amino acids. The record is from RefSeq and is a predicted model, not a curated record. Lineage: Eukaryota; Metazoa; Arthropoda; Insecta; Thysanoptera; Thripidae. Gene Ontology annotation, molecular function: monocarboxylic acid transmembrane transporter activity. The transcript is spliced from 12 exons. Gene Ontology annotation, biological process: monocarboxylic acid transport; transmembrane transport.